This is a messenger RNA of Spirodela intermedia, 2593 nucleotides long. The record is from the annotation of a GenBank genome assembly. Lineage: Eukaryota; Viridiplantae; Streptophyta; Magnoliopsida; Alismatales; Araceae.
AUGGAUCCGGAUUCGUUGGCAAAGGCGUUCGUGGAGCACUACUACAAGAUGUUCGACUCUAACCGAGCGGGGCUCGGCAAUCUGUACCAAGAGAGCUCCAUGUUGACCUUCGAGGGGGCCAAGAUUCAGGGCUCCCUCGCCAUUGUUGAGAAGCUUGCUAGUCUUCCUUUCCAGCAAUGUCUCCACAAUAUAUCCACCGUCGACUGCCAGCCAUCCGGCCCGGGCGGCGGCAUGCUUGUUUUCGUCAGCGGUUCCCUCCAGCUCUCCGGCGAGCAGCACGCGCUUAAGUUCAGCCAGGCAUAAUUUUUUUCCCAUGUUCUCUUGCUUCCUGUUAAUCGAUUUGCUUCCAUUUAUACUCCAGCAUCUUUUCGUUUGACAGUUUGUUUUGAUUUCAUUGGGAGAUAUAUCUACUUUUCUUACGAUCUCUGUGAUCCGAUUUUUUUUGUUUUAUGUGAUCGUUCAACGUCUGAUACCUGUAUGAUCUUCUCCUGUUGACAGAUCUAGGAUUUUGUUCAUUAGAUUGCCCUUUUAAUUGCUACCCUGUUGUGAAUCGACAGGAUGACUCUAGCCGCUCGUAAUUCGUCGGCUUUCUUUUCUUCCCUUUUGAUACCUUAUGGCACUCUUUCGGGUGACAAUGAUCCAUCGCAGCUCCACGGUUGUAUGAUCCUUUCGCUGAAUUUUUUUUGAAAGUUUCACUGGGGAAUUGUUUUGUGAUCGAUUAAUACUUAUUGUAGACCUGAGAUGCGGGACAAGAAUCAUUUGUUUCUAGAUCGAUCUUAAUAUGCUUUACGGCCUGUCGUUGGAUUCUGUACAUGGGAACAAUAUCUGCGGUUCGACCCUCUUCUUUGGGCUUUCUUCUCUCUAUGCUGUUUAUAUCUACACAUCUACUUUGUGUAGUUGUCUUUCUGACUCUGUCUUCAGCCUGUGCUCAAUAUCCUUGACAGACUGCAUAAUUUCAUUGAUAUUCCUCUUCUCCUACUCAGUUUCUGUCCGUAAUCCUUGUCAAUUGGGUAGGGUUGAUACUGUGUGAAGUCUGAUCUAAUUUGGGAUUUAUGCGAAAUUUCGUUUCAGUUACUUUUUAACUACAUAGUCUUGCCUGAUUGCUCUUCUCUCGUGCAUGAUUUGUGCUGCAACAUGCGUGCGCCGUUUCUCUCCAUCUGUCACUGUGAACGAUAGACCCCUUAUGAGCUCAAUAAGCGCCGUUUCUGGCGCUUAUGGAGCUCAUUGGCUUCCUAUAUAAGUAAACAGACUCUUAAAAUCUAGUUUUUUAAGGCAUUGUCUAGAUGACGCGCUGUGGGAUGAAGGCAGUCUGGAAGCCAAGGCAUCCAGAGCUUACGCAUGGCCGCAGUCAGAUGAAUAUAGACACUUGACUGCGACCGCAAACAUGAUCAAACAGUGAAUGAUCUUCGUAAAAUGCAGUUGUGUUGUGCGAUCAGCAUUGAACGCUGACAUUUCUAAUGACCAUGAGUACUCGACACUAGUAAACCAAUGAUGGUUGAAUAAAUCAAUAAAAAGGGGGUCCAGUGUAAUAAAAACGCUGAUUAUUGAAGAAAAUUUCAUUUCUUUGUAAUUAUGUUGUCAUUUGCACUUUAUAUUAAAUAGAAAAUACAUUUAAUUAUUAACUUUAUCUUGGUUUUCAAAAAGCUCGAGUUUAGCAACGAUACUGUUGACAAAGGCACCGAUAUUUUCAUUGCUGGGUUCCAUGUUAGACAUUUUCAUUUUUUUGAAACAUUAUAUACAUAUAUAUAUAUUAUAUAUAUAAUAUAUGUAUAUAUAUAUAUAUUUGUAUAUACUUUGUGAAGGGUGUAAAUUGUUUCAUUCCUUAUUUCUGCGUUGUUCAUUGUAAUCAUUGGGAGGAAUGAAUGCCAAAUAUCAGUCAUUACUGGAUCUUAGACAGCUUCCUUCACCAAGUGCCUGAUAUCCUUUAUCCUUUCACUGGUUUUUGCUUGAACGGUAAUGACUUCAUGGGGCCUGAUAUUUUCUUAGGUAAGUUAGGCACAUCACCGUACCAAACCUGUUUUCACAUAGAUGGAGAAGAGCCAUGGAACAAUGAUGGGACGCCAGGGGGUUCUGGUUUCAGAAUUAUGCAGGUUUUGGAAAGAAAUCUGCCGAUAAUUUGAUGAGAGAGUCUCACACUUUUGUUCAAUGCCUGUUUAGUGCAUUGCUGGGUUUGUGUGGUGUGGGAGGUAACUGCGACUUUGGGGGGGGGGGGGGAUUUUAUGAUUCUCUUAUUCACUGAUUCUCCUCCAUAAGCACUUCUGUUCCUGAGUUGACUAAUUGCUCUGCUUUAAUGCGGGCCCAGUUGACGAGAAGCCCUGCCUGAAAAGCAUCCAUGCCUGUUGAUUUGUGAGUCUGUGGCCGGCUAGAGUUUCUUCAACAGUUGACCUCUUUCCAUGGUUAAUCAGAAGAAGAAACUCUGGCCUAAUAUUUGAUCGGACAGAAUUUUCCUCUGUUUUUUCGCACAGCCUGUUCUUCUAAUCGCUGACGUCUGCUCUCACCUCUGAUUUAUGGGUGGCAGAUGUUUCAUCUGAUGCCCACUCCCCAGGGAAGCUUCUACGUGUUGAACGACAUCUUCCGGCUGAACUACGCCUGA